Molecule: messenger RNA, 593 nt
Organism: Portunus trituberculatus (swimming crab)
Lineage: Eukaryota; Metazoa; Arthropoda; Malacostraca; Decapoda; Portunidae
Product: nanos homolog 1-like
Exons: 4
Coding region: 46-540 (164 amino acids)
Biological process (GO): negative regulation of translation; oogenesis
Cellular component (GO): perinuclear region of cytoplasm
Molecular function (GO): mRNA binding; zinc ion binding
Source: RefSeq, a predicted model, not a curated record
CCCCAUUUUGAUGACCGCCUCUCCCCCGGGGUAUUUGCUCGGGGGAUGCGCACUGCCGCCCACCCCGCCCACAUCUUUCACGCCCCCUCCCAUUGGCCCGUCUUCCCAGGGUUCAGAGUGCCGCCCGCCAGCCCCGCCACGCCUGAAAGUAUUGAGUCCAUCCUAGCAGAGUUCCGAAGCAUUGGUCCUGACACGCCCUGCCCUCUACCGCGUGAACUACCUGUCAUGGCGCCCCUCUCCCCGCCCGCCGCACACCACACCUACAGAGGUCAGAGGUCACACCGGAGGGCGCCGCGCUGUAAAUUUUGCCUCCAGAAUGGCGAAGAGGACAUUUUUCAUCUGUUCAAGGACGAGGCAGGAGGCGUGGUGUGUCCAGUGCUCUCUGCCUACACGUGCAAGUUGUGUGGGGCUGCCGGGACUCAAGCACACACUCUCAAGUAUUGCCCUCUCAACAGGCUGACCCAAGGUGACCCGGUGGCAGCUGGCAUGGCCCCGGGACUCAUGCCUUCGUUCAUCACCCUGGACCACCUCAGAAUGUAAUUAUUAGAGCGUUUUAUGUGCAUUUUUGUGGUUUUGUGGGUUUUGUUGCAGUU